UUCAUGUUGACAUCCGCAGUCUCACGGCUAACUAAUGGCUGAGUUGGACAUUGGGAAACAUUGUCAGAUCGAUUCCUGCAAUCUGAAAGAUUUCCUUCCAUUUGUUUGUGAUUCCUGCAGUGGUGUUUUCUGCCUUGAGCACAGAAGCAGAGAGGCCCACUCAUGUCCAGAGGAAUCAGUAAAAAAGGAACCCAGGACUGCUGGUGGCAGUACAAGUUAUCCCUGCUCGUUUGAAGACUGCAAAGGAAAAGAGCUGUUGCCUGUCAUAUGUCCACAGUGUGAAAAACAUUUCUGUUUGGCCCAUCGUCAUCAAGAUGAUCACAAGUGUGAGAAGUUGGAGGUCCAAAAGCCUCGAAUGGCAGCCACUAAAGAGCUGGUGCAGAAGAUUGUGGAGUCAAAGGAUGGAUCCAAAAGUAAAGGACGUAGAGGAGCAAAGAACAGUGCAACUGCAGCUAAGGUAGCAUUAAUGAAACUGAAACUUCAUGCUGGCGGAGACAAGGGACUGCCGCAGACAGAGAGAACCUAUUUUCAGGUUUAUUUCCCUAAAGAAUCUAAAGACCCCAGCCAGCCCAUGUUCUUCUGUUCCAAAUGGAGUGUGGGAAAAGUGGUGGAUUAUGCAGCCUCUCUAGCUAGCCUCAAGAACAACAAUAAUGUCCUCACAGCUAAGAAGCUGCGGCUAUGCCAUCCUCAGACAGGUGAGGCUUUGCGGAUGGAUGACACCCUGCUCUCGCUGCUGGCUCACCCAGAAACUCCCCUGUACAAUGGGGGUAAUGUGAUCCUGGAGUACCUGGAUAAUGAGUGCACAGGCCUGGAGGAUGUUUCUGAGUAUAUCACACAGACCUGACAAACCAACACUAGCACCUUCUCAGAUGAUUUCUGUAUGCAGUUUAUAUUUGUCAAUAAAAUGUUCUUAUGAAAUA
This is a messenger RNA of Toxotes jaculatrix (banded archerfish), 920 nucleotides long. RefSeq names its product zinc finger, AN1-type domain 1 (gene zfand1). Gene Ontology annotation, cellular component: cytoplasmic stress granule; cytoplasm. The transcript is spliced from 8 exons. The coding region runs from base 35 to 844 and encodes 269 amino acids. NCBI's taxonomy places the organism in Eukaryota, Metazoa, Chordata, Actinopteri, Toxotidae. Gene Ontology annotation, biological process: cytoplasmic stress granule disassembly. Gene Ontology annotation, molecular function: zinc ion binding. The record is from RefSeq and is a predicted model, not a curated record.